Molecule: messenger RNA, 1470 nt
Organism: Caenorhabditis auriculariae
Lineage: Eukaryota; Metazoa; Nematoda; Chromadorea; Rhabditida; Rhabditidae
Source: the annotation of a GenBank genome assembly
AUGUCCGACGAAAAUACGAAGAAGAAAAAGUUGGGGAAAUCAUUCACAAGAUUUUUAUAUUGCGUUCAGCAAACUGAAGUCAAUCCAGAAUGCUUUCAAGAUGCUCUCUCCGUUCAUGCACAGAAGUGAACAAGAAUUCCCAUUGCAUGGCCAACUAUGAUUUCAGAGAAAGGCUCUGAUUGUGAAUCUUCGACGUCGGAGAAGCGACGUAGCAAGAGCAAGUCGGCGGAGAACAUGAUGAAGGAAAGUGAAAUUCAAAUUUCAAAGUGUAUCGUCACGUCUACUAAAGUCGUCAAGGUUCGGUCAAAACAACUUCCUGGGAAGAGAUAACUGCAGGAAAAAGUGGCACCAGCGCCACCGCCAGAAAAGCCGAAGGCGCCGUCAGUCAAGAUCAAAGAAACCAAAGCGCCGAAGCCGACGACGGUCAAAAACACAGAGAAAGGCGCCGAGAUCACUUUGUCGAUGAAGAAAAGACAGAUUCGCGAAGGAGAAAGGUCAUCCCCACCCCGAAUUGUUGUCUUAACCUUCUGUCUGACUGUCCGCAUGUUGACUUUGCAACUGCAGAAAGCUUAAAGAACUUCAGCGGCAAUCCGGACAAGAUGAACACAAACUCAACGAAGCCAAGGCGCUCAUCGAAGCCGUCGCGGUAAAAUUCAGAACUUUGGGUAUUAUUUUAGACUCACUAGGGAACGUUUUUUACCCUGCGGUUGAAAUUUGAUGAAACUUCGCUGAAGGACCUCCUGAUUGCAGAAAAAGAGAAAAUUGAGAUUUUGGAAGAGGUUUUUUUUUCGAGUUAUGAAGUUUCGAAGUCCGCAAAAAACGCAAAUUAUGACAAAAUGCGCUAUUUCAAGCUUUUGAAGGGUCCUAACUUUAAAACGAGAUCUAUUGCGAAAUUUUUUUUAGUAUUUUGGAAUAAGAAGGUCUUAAAGUACACUUCAACGAAGUUUCAUCAAAAGAUCCAAAAAAAAACGUUCCCUAGUCAGGAACUUCGAACCGUCCUUUUGAAAGGUUUUGAAAACAUUAAAAAAGCUUAAAAUUUAGUAUGGAACUUUAAAAAAGUAAAAAAAAAGCUGAUCGAAAAGUCCUUCCUUGCAGGCUAUAUCUGCUCAAUUCACAGACGCAAGGAACAACAUAAAAAGUUCCCUACGUCGCAACGACACUGACUACGUACACCUACAAGAGCUUCAAUAUUCUGUUUUUUUGUUAUGAGUAAGAAAAAAAUAUUUUUUUGAUUUCAGCAACCCAACGACCUCCACUCCAUGAUGCAGGCGCGUAAAGAAGAGCAAGCGCGUAUGGAAAACGAAAUAAACGCCCUAUUAAAGGUCUCGAAGUUCUUCUAGCCACUUUCAAAAAAUGUAUUAUACUUUGAAGGAUCACGAGAGAAUCGAAGAAUUGGCGAAACAGAAGAGUAUUAUCACUCGAGUGUCUCAUUUUUUCGCCCAACACGUGUAUCGUCAAAAGCUGCAAUAA